Messenger RNA from Gastrolobium bilobum, 1499 nucleotides. Its product is annotated as cytosolic Fe-S cluster assembly factor NBP35-like. The coding region runs from base 137 to 1204 and encodes 355 amino acids. The transcript is spliced from 4 exons. Lineage: Eukaryota; Viridiplantae; Streptophyta; Magnoliopsida; Fabales; Fabaceae. The record is from RefSeq and is a predicted model, not a curated record. Gene Ontology annotation, cellular component: cytosol. Gene Ontology annotation, molecular function: ATP-dependent FeS chaperone activity; ATP binding; 4 iron, 4 sulfur cluster binding. Gene Ontology annotation, biological process: iron-sulfur cluster assembly.
AUUGCAUCAUCUAGGUUAUACUUUUAUCUUAUUUUAUAUUUAUUUAUUUUUCAGUUUCUUCUCCCUCAGCGUUCUUCGUUUUCGCCUUCUCCAACUCUCUCUGCACGCAAGAGUCGCAGCCUCUCUCUGAGCUUCCAUGGAAAACGGAGAUAUCCCUGAGAAUGCCAAUGAGCAUUGCCCAGGUCCUCAGUCCGAAUCUGCUGGAAAAUCUGAUGCAUGCGAAGGAUGCCCAAAUCAGCAAAUUUGUGCCACUGCCCCCAAAGGACCUGACCCUGAUCUGGUUGCCAUUGCAGAAAGAAUGACUACUGUGAAACAUAAGAUAUUGGUCUUAUCAGGGAAGGGAGGAGUUGGCAAGAGCACAUUUUCUGCCCAGCUAGCAUUUGCUUUAGCGGCAAGGGAUUUUCAAGUGGGUCUUCUUGACAUUGACAUUUGUGGUCCAAGCAUCCCAAAGAUGCUAGGCCUAGAAGGUCAAGAGAUACACCAGAGCAACCUUGGGUGGUCCCCUGUCUAUGUGGAGUCCAACCUUGGGGUCAUGUCUAUCGGGUUCAUGCUUCCUGAUCCUGAUGAAGCUGUUAUAUGGAGAGGUCCACGCAAAAAUGGGCUUAUCAAGCAGUUUUUAAAAGAUGUCUACUGGGGUGAAAUUGAUUUUCUAAUUGUUGAUGCUCCACCUGGAACCUCAGAUGAACACAUUUCAAUUGUUCAAUGCCUUGAUGCCACUGGAGUAGAUGGUGCAAUCAUAGUUACUACUCCUCAGCAAGUCUCUCUUGCGGAUGUGAGAAAAGAAGUGAAUUUUUGCAAGAAAGUUGGAGUGAAAGUUCUUGGGGUUGUAGAGAAUAUGAGUGGCCUGUGCCAGCCCAUCACAGAUUUCAAGUUUAUGAAGUUGACAGAUAAUGGAGAUCAGAAAGAUGUUACAGAGUGGGUUUGGGAAUACAUGAGAGAAAAAGCGCCUGAAAUGCUGAAUUUGAUUGCUUGCAGUGAAGUGUUCGAUAGUAGUCGUGGUGGAGCAGUGAAGAUGUGCAACGAAAUGGGGGUACCUUUUCUUGGUAAGGUUCCUUUAGAUCCGCAGCUUUGUAAGGCUGCUGAAGAAGGUAGAUCCUGCUUUGCUGAUAAAGAUUGUGUUGUGAGUGCUCCAGCAUUAAAGAAGAUUAUAGAGAAGUUGAUGGAAACUAAUGGGCUGUCAAUGUUAGUAAGUAAUGGAGUGUAGCCGAUUUGCUUUAUGGUGAUCUUUGUAAAUUAAAAUCUAAUUUUGUCUCUGAACCUCGUUACACAGAAAAAUUUGUUUAGUACUUUUGUUUUAAGGCAUGUAAAACUAUGAUACGGGGUUGAGACAUUUUGGGACUAGAAAGUAUUAGUUUUCAGGUGCACUAUGCAGUACGCUCUUUUCAAUAUAGUUACAGACAAUUUUAUAGUAAAAUAAGUUCCCCAUUUUGUGUGACAUUGUAAGUUGUAUUCUGUCUGAAAUGUUUAUUUCGACUGUGGAUUUUUGUGAUUAUAUUUUC